This is a messenger RNA of Chionomys nivalis (European snow vole), 2439 nucleotides long. It is a transcript of the gene Osgep, whose product is annotated as O-sialoglycoprotein endopeptidase. Lineage: Eukaryota; Metazoa; Chordata; Mammalia; Rodentia; Cricetidae. The coding region runs from base 79 to 1086 and encodes 335 amino acids. The transcript is spliced from 10 exons. The record is from RefSeq and is a predicted model, not a curated record. Gene Ontology annotation, biological process: tRNA threonylcarbamoyladenosine modification. Gene Ontology annotation, cellular component: EKC/KEOPS complex; cytoplasm.
CCCGUCGCUUCGUUCGGGGCUGUUCGCGGUGGUGCCGGUUCCGACUAGUCCCGCACCCAGGAUCCCGCGUCGGGCACCAUGCCCGCCGUGCUGGGGUUCGAAGGCAGCGCCAACAAGAUCGGCGUGGGCGUGGUGCGCGACGGCACGGUGCUGGCGAACCCGCGGCGCACUUACGUCACGGCCCCGGGCACGGGAUUCCUUCCAGGUGACACAGCCAGGCACCAUCGCGCAGUUAUCCUAGACCUGCUGCAAGAGGCACUGACGGAGGCUGGGCUAACCUCCCAGGACAUUGACUGCAUCGCUUACACCAAAGGUCCUGGUAUGGGGGCCCCGUUGGCUUCUGUAGCUGUCGUUGCCCGUACUGUGGCCCAGCUGUGGAAUAAGCCCUUGCUGGGUGUGAACCACUGCAUAGGCCACAUUGAAAUGGGCCGCCUCGUCACUGGAGCCAUGAACCCAACUGUGCUGUAUGUCAGCGGAGGGAAUACUCAGGUGAUUUCCUACUCAGAACAUCGUUACCGCAUCUUUGGGGAAACUAUUGAUAUUGCUGUGGGAAACUGCCUGGAUCGUUUUGCUCGCGUGCUGAAGAUUUCCAAUGACCCAAGUCCAGGCUACAACAUCGAGCAGAUGGCAAAGCGAGGCAAGAAGCUCGUUGAGCUGCCAUACACUGUGAAGGGGAUGGAUGUCUCAUUCUCGGGGAUUCUGUCUUUCAUUGAGGAUGCUGCGCAGAGAAUGCUGGCCACGGGGGAAUGUACUCCUGAAGACCUGUGUUUCUCCUUACAGGAAACGGUGUUCGCAAUGCUAGUGGAGAUCACAGAGCGAGCCAUGGCACACUGUGGCUCCAAGGAGGCCCUCAUCGUAGGAGGAGUUGGAUGUAACACAAGGCUGCAGGAGAUGAUGGCAGCCAUGUGUCAGGAGCGGGGAGCCCGGCUCUUUGCGACAGAUGAGAGAUUCUGCAUCGACAAUGGCGCCAUGAUAGCACAAGCAGGUUGGGAGAUGUUUCAGGCUGGACAUAGGACCCCUCUCACAGAGUCUGGAAUCACACAGAGGUAUAGGACGGAUGAAGUAGAAGUGACGUGGAGGGACUGACGGCAUCAGCUUGCCAAGCGGUGCUGAUGCGGGAGUGAUCUUGGUGAUGCUAUGGACUCUGCUCCUCUCUGGCAACUGUAUGGAUUCCACACGAGACUUAGGGUCCCUAUGGAACCCCAAGAUGACUCCACAAUAAAAAAAAUCCUUUUUGUAUGUUGAUAACUGGACUAAUACAGAGUUAGCGCUGGGUAAAUUACUGGUGAGGGCAGUGGACAAGCGGGUGAGGGUCAGAGUAGCGCUCUGUUGAUGGUGCAGAUGGUUCUGAUGGGUGCCCUCCUACCGUCCCGUUAACUAAGCAUCCUAACUAAGAGUAUUUUAGUGCUGUGCUAUGUGCUGACCGUUCUGCGCUUAGUGAAUUGUCACAUUCACUGAAGGAGACAUUCAGGAUGCCACUUAAAAAAGUCACAACUUUACUAAAACUCCUGUCCUUCAUAACCUUUAUUGAUGUCCUACAAACAUUUCACUGGCCAAUUUGGGGAACACCCCAGAUAUACAGCACCUCAGCACCAGUGCAAGCAUCAGAACUACAGAUCCAUGCCCUUUAUCUUGUAUAGAUUGCCACUAGAGGCCCUGAACUACCACGCUCCCCUCUACCCACUGGCAGCCACGUCUUUCCAUCUUUUUUGUUUGUUUGUCCCACUUCCAAACUCCUGAAACUUCCCAGCCAUUUGUGAAGUCCAUACAUCCUUACCCUCUCCUCCAAAUGCUUCCUUCACAAUGUUGCUCUGGGACCUGGUUUCUUAGAAAGACUGCUUCUGUUAACACCUGGUCUGACUCAUUCGUAUCUGUUGUACCGCUGGGCCUGGAGUUAGUGCGCGCAUCCUCUUUCCUCUUCUCUUCUUUCUUUCUUUCCCUGCCCUCUCUCUUUGAGACAGGGUCUAUGUAGUCCUGGCUGGCUUGGAGUUUGCUAUGUAGACUAAACUGGCCUCAAACUCACAGAGAUCCACCUGCCUGUCUCUGCCUCCUGAGUGCUGAGAGUAAAGGUGUACGCGACCAUGCCCCGCCUCGGGCAACACACUGUUACGUAUCUCGGUCUCAUCCCAUUCUGAUGCCAUAAUUGGGCUAUUCGGUUAUUAUUAUGUGACUCCUCCCUUUACCAGGACCUGCAACCCUGUGAUCUUACUUCCUUUUUGUAUUGUUUCCCUUCCUCAGUUAAAUUACAGUAACAAACACCUUGUUGCUGAUGCUUCAUCUUCCUUUGCCAUUAAAAAAUAACAAAACAAGACAAGAUCUCCUCAAGCUCAGACUGGCCUGAACAAACUAAAGAGGAUGAGCUAAUCUGCCUCACCUCAAGCGUGGAUUACAGCCGCACCUCACCACCCCUAAUCUACAUAUCGUGAUUACAGCCUCACC